CUCCCCUGGCUGGAGAGAGAGAGGAGAACCAGCGAGCCAACGAACGUCAAAUACUGUUCUUAUAACUUUGUUUCUUCUCCCCGCCCACUUCACCUGCCUCGGCUGGCUUGAGAAGGGUGGGGAGAAGCUCCGGGCACCCCGAUCUUAGCCUCUCGCCUCCCGAUGGGAACUGCAUGGAUUUAGCCAAGAUGAUCUGAUUUGCACAGAAUUCUCGCGAUGACUUCCACAAACACAAGCAACAAAAACAGCUUGUACAAUGAAGAGAGAAAUUUGCUCCGCAUUCAAGCAAAAGAAAGGCGAAAUCAGGAAGCUCAUCAGGAGAGAGAAGCGUUCCCUGCAGAUAUUCCCCUUUUUGGAGCGCCCUACAAGAAUAACAAAGCCGAUGAAUUGUCUAGCCGAAUUCAGAAAAUGUUUGGCAAUUAUGAAGAGAUGAAAGAGCUCAUCGUCAACCAGUUCUAUCAGAAUUUCAUAGGGAUUCCUACAAGUGUCAUGCCUCUCUUCCCCCCGCCUAAAGCAGAUCGCCCGCUCUUUCCUGAAAAGACUGGUACCCCAUUCCAGAACCACGGCCACCAUCGCAAACACGGGGGACCUCUUAACUCGGAUGUUCCGUCUGGAGGCAGCUCCUACCCAAAAAUUCACUCGAGGGUGGAGCCAGCCUCACAAAGCGCUGGAUUGCCUAGCUAUCAGAAGCCAGGUCCUGCCAAAAGCUGCAAGACUGAAGGACUUCAAAGUGGUAGAUGUCUGCCGAAAAGUAAAAAGUCCACUGAAAAAGCUACUGCACCUGAGACGCGACCCUCACUUAUGGAACUUUCUCCCUUAUUGUCUACGUUGUCUUCCCCUAUACCACCUCUGUCCCCUCUACAUUCCGGCCAGUGUGUCAGUUCCAGAUCCCUCAGCAGUAAGACUGAAAAGCGUGGGCAAAGUAGCUCCCCAUCUCAGGAGGUCCUGACCAGCACACGUGAUAAUGAAAACGAGGAUACUUCAACCGCUACUGUAGCUGUCAAUGCUCAUCUUUCCAGCCAGACAUUUCCCUCAUCCUUAUCAAAAACCAGUGCAAUACAACAGAAACCCACUGCCUACGUUAGACCAAUGGAUGGCCAAGACCAGGCUCCAGACGAGUCACCCGAACUCAAGCCACUGCCAGAGGAAUACCAGGAACAGUCCUAUGGGAAAAUAACAAAUUUAAAAACCAACGUCAAGACCAACUUACCCAAAUUGAAAAUACCCGCGGAACCAAUUGAGCAGUCUUACUCCAAUGAAGCCCAUUGUGUUGAAGAAAUUUUGAAGGAAAUGACCCAUUCAUGGCCACCUCCUUUGACAGCCAUCCAUACUCCUAGCACAGCUGAACCUUCAAAGUUUCCAUUUCCCGUAAAGGAAACCCAGCAGUCUGGAUCAGUAAUUCAGAGUAAAAAACAGUGUGAUACGCCUUUGAAGACUUUGUCUGUCUCUCAGCAACGGACAUCAACACUGCAUAAAGAUUUAGAGAUCAGUGACAGUGAAGACUGCGACGAUGACCAAGUUUCUGAUAAACCGUCUUCCUCAUCAACACCUCCAAGUGCCCCACAAUCGCAGCCUGAGAGUGUGGCAUUGGCUCAUUCCAGCAGUGCAGAAUCCGAAAGCACAACUGACUCGGACAGUUCCUCCGAUUCUGAAUCUGAAAGCAGCUCUAGUGACAGCGAAGAAACUGAUCCGCCAACAAGAGUCUCGACACCUGAGCCUGAUCCACAAACAUCCAACAGAUGUUGGCAACUGAACAACUGGCUGAUCAAAGUAAAUCAGCCAGUAUCUCCCACCGAGAGUUUCCUGGAAGAUGACCAUAGUAGAAGCAGCGUUCAGGAGAGCAAAGGACAAGGAAAAACUGUCGGCUCUGGCAGUGGCAAUGGAGGCAAAAGGGAAUGUCAGAUGACAGAUGGUCACUCCAAAACCGGCAGCAGAGUGCCUCGGUCAAGUCAAGAUGUACAUCUGCCUACCAAACGCAGUUACCAAAAGUCUCCUGUGGUCUCAGAGGACGCUCUUCACCAGACGGUGGGCAGUAAGCAACCCAGGAAAUCCAGCAAAACAACCGUACAGGAGGAACCAAAGAGAGGCCUAACAGUUGAAAGUGAGCCACCUAGACUGUACGGGGCCAAAGACCAGUCUUCCAAAGACAAGCCUAAGGUGAAAACGAAAGGGAGGCCGAAAUCUGAUGAUAAAAAGGAAUUGAAAUCAACUGCUCCGGAAACCACUGAGAAGAAAAAACACAAAACCCUUAAAUUGUUAUUUGCUCACGAUGAUGCAAAAGUAGAGGUGGUGGGAAGCGCCCUGGAACAGUUGCCCCUCAGUCCUCUCAGUGAAAGCCCGAGGGUGGUUGCUACCAGUAGAACAAACGGCUCCAAGGUAUCUGUUACUGUCAAGGAGGAACUUCAAAGGGACAAAUAUAUUUUGCCUAUCAGGGAUAAGAAGUUGCUGUCGCCCUUGAGGGAUUGCCCCGUCCCGCCAGGACUUGUGGUUAAAAUUGAGCUUGCUCUCCUCUCGCGGAUCCCUCAGCCACCCGAGAAAGGGCUCUUCCCUAAAAAACACGAACUUAAAGAUAGCCAUGGUAUGAUAAAGCAGGGUAUCGACAAAAGAAGCACAGAUGCGCCAAGCAAAACUCUCAAAAGGAGAAAGCAGGACGAUGCACUGAGAAAUGAUCAGAAGAAGGUCAAGCUGGAGAGAGAAACCAAAUCUUCCUCAUGUUUAGGCCAUAAAGAUUCCAGUAAAACUAAGAUGUCAAAGCUCUCAGCAACAGAGCCGCAAAGAAGAGAGAUGCCACUGCCGAUGCCUCCACCACUGUCUCCCAUGCAGCCUGCUCAGAAGCCACCUAAGACAGCUCAAAAGAGGCCAAAGAGUGAAAAUGAUGCCUGCUAUCAAGCUCCCUGUCCCACUGUUGGCACUGCCAAGAGCAAAGAAAGCCACAAAGAACCUUUAUCCUCCAAGCACAGGAAACUGGAGGGGAAACCUUUGGAAAACUCCAAAAGUGACAAAGGCUCUGCAGAUGACGCCCCGAAUCCCUUCCCAGUGCCUUCUUUGCCAAACGGUACCUCCAAGCCAAUGAAGCCUCAAAGCAAGCCCCACCGACAACAUCCAGUAGAAUUUCACUUAAAGGAAGCCAAAAGAUUGAAGCACAAAGCUGAUGCAAUGACAGACAAAGUUGGAAAGGCCUUCAAAUACUUGGAUGCUGCCCUGUCCUUUAUUGAGUGUGGCAUUGCAAUGGAAUCAGACACCCUCUCACCAAAGCCAGCCUAUACCAUGUUUGCAGAAACCAUAGACCUCAUUAAAUUCAUAAUGACAUUAAAAUCCUUUGCGGACUCUUCAACAACCACACAAGAAAAAAUCUUCAUUGUGUUUUGCAUGCGCUGCCAAGCCAUUCUGUACAUGGCAAUGUUUCGCUACAAGAAGGACACAGCAAUAAAGUAUUCCCGGACUCUUAAUGAACAUUUUAAGAGUUCUUCUAGAAUUGCGCAAGCACCUUCUCCAUGCGUUGCAAGGAGCACUGGCACCCCUUCUCCGCUCUCCCCGAUGCCUUCUCCGGCUGGCUCAGUCAGCUCCCAGACGGGUUCCAGCGCCAGCAGCUGUGGAAGUAGCAGUCUCGGCUCCUCAGUCAGCGUCCCUCAUUAUAUCCCCACCAUCACCUCCUCCUUCGUUAACAUCACUUCUUAUAUUCUGUACGCCUAUGACUUCUGGGAACAAGCUGAUCUUUUGGCUAGGAAAAAUAAGAAAUUUUUUUCCAAGCUCAGCGCUGCCGCCUGCUUUCUCUCGCUGAGCAGCAGUAUGAUCGAACUCGUACACUACACCCGUCAUGGAUUGCAAUGGCUGAGACUGGAAUCAAACAUGCCUUAAUGGGUGACUCAAGGUGAAGAUUUUUGCCUUGGACUCUUUUGCACUUUGAAAGCCUCCGAAAUAAAGCCUUUAUGGGCUGACUGGUUGGAUUUGGAAAAAAGAAAAAAAAAAGCACCUGGAACAAGUUUGAAAUUAAGCAUGAUUGAAGGGAUCUGGCGCCACUGGAAAACUUUUAUUAGAGACUGCAUUUCUAUUAUGCCAAUGGGCCACUUAGAAGAUAAAAAGAGUGAAAAAGAGGCCUCAAAGUGGAAGAAGAUGCCUUUCGUUCAAAGGACAAAGUGCAAUUGUCUCCUUUCUCUACCCCUGCCCUCCCUCUCCGCCCUCCUCCCCCCUCCCCCCCGCAUUCCCGUCAUAGUUUCUUUGUGUCAGUGGUCUAUAAACAUUUCUCCUAAUGAAUAACCAGCAAGAUAAUCGAUCAGUCGGCACACAUGAAGAAGCACCGGUGAAAUCCAUUUCCCAAAGAAUUUUCUAGAACAUCUAAGGAUGCACCGAUAUCCAGGGGUCCAGUGCAUAAUUCUGAAUUUUAUUUUACAUAUAAAUCACCCAGCGCCGCUCGGUUCUGGCAGGUGGCAGGUGGCAGAACCCGGAUAGCUGGGUGGCGUUUCCUUCAGCCAUAAAUUGAAUUUUCUGUUUAAAACUAAAAAGCCGUCUUCCUGCUUGUCCCGCUUCUCCAUGUGCUACUAGUGGCCAAUUUGUUGCACUAUUUCUUCUGUACUCCUGAUCUAGCCCAUUUUUUUUUCCUAGUUUGCUUCCCCCCUCCCCCUUCUUUGUCUGUUCGUUUUGGCUAUUUGUAGCAGCAGUUGUAGCAGUUUUCAGCUGUCGUGGGUGGUAGUUUCCUGAUUCUGUAUUUGGCACAUUGACAAUCUCAUCAAAAGCGGCAGCUCACGAGGCGGCCUACAGUGUCAGAAUCCUAUUUUGAGCAGAAAACUCAGCAGAUGUGAUGUCAAUUCCCACACCUCUCUCUAAGUUAGGGGUAUGGUUCCAGUUCAUCCUUGGAGUAGCUGUGGAUAAAAUACACUACUAGGAGGAAUGGGUUGCCACCGCUGCUGUUAAAAAUGCUACUCCGUUCGUAGCUCCACAGAAGAGAGCACCGGGCCAAGAAGGCAGAGAAUCCCCUAGCGCCAAAUAAAAGGAGUAGCAUUUGAAGAGGCCUCUUCGACUUACAUAAAAUUUGUUGGGAGAUAUUUAAAGAUCUUCAGGAGGGAGGGACUUUGAAGUGUGCCAUUUCAGUUCACCUUCCCUAACUAAUAUGGCAGGUUCAGAUAGUGCCUUGGUUGGUGCACAAUUUUUCAUUCACACUGGCCAGGACCUUGCCUGGCUCAGUUUUUCAUAAUCCUUUUCAUUUGAGAGGAUUCUGUUUCCUCAGUUUGCUCUAUCUACUUGAAAAAUCCUAGAUUCUUCAAUGCAAAUAGGUAUAGUUCUCUCUGGUCCACAAACAUCUCUCUGCUGCUUUUAUUAAUUUAUAAAAAAUCCCCAUUAAUGAGUGUGCUUUUAAUUCUCCCACUUGCAUCUGUUAUCGCUUGACUUAAGCAGGCCUCUCGGGGAAUGAAUACCUUCCGGAUAAAUUAUUCUUAAGUGCGAUUAUAAAUUUUCCUUUGGGGCCGUUUCUCAGAGUCAAAAAGUUGCAAUCGAACAUGUCUGUAUGUUUGCUGUAAAGGCAGACCAUUAUUUUUGUGCAGUUGAUGUAGAGCAUUUCUUAUUUUUACCAUAGAUUUAUUUCCUUUACCAACACUAGUAAUAAACCUCUCCACCUCUUGAAGAGAGAGUCAUUGUAGAGAAUCUUACUGAUUCUUUUCAGGGCAGAUUUGAGUUGGGGAUAAUGCAGUCCCCACAGGGGAAAAACAAAACAAAACAAAAAAAUUAAGGGAGCAUAAGGAUUUCCAGAAAUAACCUACUUCUACUUAGAGAAACAUUUUUCCCUCCUUCAAAGUGUUUAAAUCCCAAGUUAUUUAAUUUUGAAGAUGAUGAGGUGGAGAUCUUGAAACCUUCCAAAUCGGUGCAACACCAUACACACAAGCACACACGCACUACAACAGACGUCAGAAUUGAUGUGUGAUAGAAAUCUUACAUUGCCUACAUUUCAAAUUUCAAUUGAAGAAACGAUGGGGAAGAGCAAAAUCCUAAUUUGCUGUUGGGCAGAGGGCAGAAGUUUGCAGACCCUGGCACUUUUCCAAUGCUUAGCUUCGUUCCUACACCGCAGGCAUCAGCAACCUCUUGGGGUAACCUAAUAGCCCUAUUCCUGAACUGCUGAGGCCUCCUUGUCAGUAAGAUGUUCCUUGAGGUUACUGAUAUCUUGGUUAAGAAUUUUGAAAUUGUGUCAGAUUCAGGGGAAUUUUGGGCCGCCUCCCAUUCAACGUUUUAGUCUGCGUGAGCACUACUACACUCUUACUCUACAGAGACAUACAAGUUCCCAAUCAGAAAUAUUUGAACUCGCAACAUCGCUGCAGUGAUAUCUCAGGAAUGGGGCAGUGCAUCAAAAGAUGUGUUUUUUAAAUGCGACUGGAUUGGUACCUGCUUUUCCCCAAGGAAGGAUUUGGCCAGAGUUAUGAGAAAGUUGGGCUGCUUGUACCCGCUGUCUUAUCACACUAAACGGAUAUAAAAACUCUUUUGAGCAUGGAUGAGAAACCGCGGAACACUACAUGCAUUUUGUUGCCCUAUUGCAGGGGUCUGCAAACUUUGCUCUUUUAAGAGUUUUUAAGAGUUUCCUCGGCCAGCAAAGAGCUUUGCUGGCUGAGGAACUCUGGGAGUUGAAGUCCACAAGUCUUAAAAGAGCAAAGUUUGCAGACCCCCCUAUUGCAAACCACAUACCUUCCCUUUCCCCAUCAGUCUGUGUAGACUAAGGAUCAAGAUUUCUCUUCUCUAGCUGCUCCUCUCUUUCUCCCUCUCUCGAAGAACUCCCGAACCACCUUAGAUCCUUUGCUGCUGCUUUUGCAUUGUGAACGUAUAUUCUGAUAGAAAGAAUCCUCAGCUGUUAAGGCUGCCCCCCCCACCCCCUUCAGUCCACUUUCUUGAGCACUUUAUCCAAAAGUACGUUCAAUCCCAGAAUCUCCCAGAGAUUUCGGUUGACUUAAUCUCUCUGUGAAAAAGGAUACACAAAGACUGCAGUGCAUUUGUGCAACUGGUUUUAUAUGACUGUUCAUAAAAUGGUAGUGGGAGGCGGGGUGGUGGUGGAAAAUAGAGGUUUCUUUUCAUAAAAAUAAUAAUAAAAGUUUGGUUUGGUUCAGGAAAGGCUGUAUAAAACCUCCUCCGGAACCAAAGCGGGGAAGGAACGCUUCUCAGUUUUCCAGAGAAGUAAACAUUCUCCAAUUUGAAAGGCUUUUGUGUUCUGUGAUUCUCUCCCCCAUCCCACCUGCCCAAAUUCUUGUUUGUUUUAAUUUUACAUGGAAUUGCAGAGAAACAGUCCAUUCGUGGGGAUCAGGUUUAAGACCCUCAUGGUUUUAAUUUUUUUCCCUCUCAAAAGACCAAUUUAAUUAAUGAGCAGGCUCCAUUUCAUCCCUAUUCUAAGUUCUGUUUCCCAGUUCUACGUGGAUGUUUCAUGAAUUUUAUCCAGAGUCAAACUUUCAGUUCUCCAAGGAGCAAGAAAUAAAAACGUUUUUUCCAUUUUUAAACCCAGGUCUGUGAAGCUGCGCGCUGAUAGCAGCUUUCUUCCCAGAUAUUUAUUUAGAAUUAUAAUUAAUGUAUUUAAAAUUGACAAUGUUCUUAUAUAUCUUAAGAUAACCAUAAUUUAAUAAUUUGCAAGUUCCAUUGACACUGGAGAUGUGGACUGAACAUUAUUAGGUUGAUGACAAUUUUAUUUUUAAAGGGCAAUUUCUCUUCUUAACUAUCCUUUUUUAAUAAAGAAACCAUGGGAACAGAGUGGAAAAAAAAUCUGUACAUUUAAAUUUAUUAUGGGAUGUUGUGUCUCCAUCUUGUAAAUAUUUUCUGCCCUGUAUAUUGGUGGUAUUUCCAGAUUGAUUUGUUUAAAUUCUGUGGGGUAAUAAAUAAAUAUUAAAUGAA
This is a messenger RNA of Ahaetulla prasina, 7854 nucleotides long. RefSeq names its product ALF transcription elongation factor 1 (gene AFF1). The transcript has 23 exons. The coding region runs from base 217 to 3858 and encodes 1213 amino acids. Gene Ontology annotation, biological process: regulation of gene expression. The record is from RefSeq and is a predicted model, not a curated record. NCBI's taxonomy places the organism in Eukaryota, Metazoa, Chordata, Lepidosauria, Squamata, Colubridae. Gene Ontology annotation, cellular component: super elongation complex; nucleus.